AGUGACGUCACUUGCAGGGCCCGCCCCCAGCCGCCCAGGACUCCUGAUAUAGCCGCUGCUAGCUAGUGCUCCGGAAGCUGCCCCUCCUCGGGGGUCAUGAUGGGCAGUAAGAUGGCGUCUGCCAGCAGGGUCGUUCAGGUAGUCAAGCCACAUACUCCAUUAAUAAGGUUCCCAGACAGAAGAGACAAUCCUAAACCCAAUGUAUCAGAAGUUUUGAGAUCAGCAGCACUACCAUCUCACCCUUCAAUUUCACAGCAUUCUAAGGGAAGUAAAUCGCCAGACUGGCUGAAGCAUCAGGGUCCACCAGACACUGCAGAGAUAAUAAAAACAUUACCUCAGAAAUACAGAAGGAAACUUGUGUCUCAGGAAGAAAUGGAAUUUAUCCAACGUGGAGGUCCAGAAUAAUUACUACCAAUGUGGCUGCUGUUUGUCAUCAAACAAAAGAAUAGUCUUUACAUUAGAGGACUUCAGAAUGACAGAUGAAAAAUUGUACAUUAAGCAACUUUAAUAAAUACUCUGUAAAAAAAGAAAAUGAAGUAUAGAAAAUUUAGAUGGACACUUAUAUCUCCUAAUUUAUGUAUCUGGGUCAGCUUCUCCACAAGCUUACCUAAUUGUUUAUAUACUUUAUACUUAUUAAAGUAUACAUUUUUAAAUGUUAGCCUAUUAAUUUACUCUUGAUUAUCAAGCAUUACAGUGUUGAACUAUUAAAAGCACACAAUGUCUACUGAAGUAUCAUAGGUUUCCUAUAAUUUUACUUUUCUUUCAAUUUCUGUUUAAACAUGGAAAGAAUAUCAGGCAGAAUUGUAGCUUUCUGGGAAGUAAUCUUCCUGAAAUUGAAGGAGGAUCAGUGAAAUAAUGACUCCAUUAUUUGUUCUUAACUCUCUUAAUAUUUUUGCAUUCACAGAGUUAAACUGAAAUAUAACCAGCUUAAUAAGCAUAUGGUACUCUAAAUGAUAAAAAUAUAGCCAAAGUAAAACAGGUGGCUUUGUGGUAUUAAGACUAAGGAGUUAACACAAAAGAUUAUUUGUAACCUAUAUUCAGAAAAAAAAUGUCAGUAGUUAAAAUGGAAAAUAAGAGAUCAAAAUGAAUAUAACAUAGGAAUAAUGUUUGACCAGAAACUGCUUUUGUUUCUAGGGAUGUUAAGAAAGUCUUGUUCUUUGGUUUAUUUUACUGUUUUGAUUGUGAUCAUGUAUAUGAAUCCUGAUAAUCAUAAAACUUUCUCAAACUUAUUGAAAACCUCAUAAAAUUAACCUAUUUACCUUUUUAUGCAAUUUAUGCAAUUUUAAUAGGGUCUUCCUUUGCCAAGGGUAUGUAUUAUUGUGAAAGUAAAGCCUCACAAAGUGAAAUAAAUUCUACUGCAUACCUUUAA
Molecule: messenger RNA, 1369 nt
Organism: Sus scrofa (pig)
Lineage: Eukaryota; Metazoa; Chordata; Mammalia; Artiodactyla; Suidae
Gene: KGD4
Product: alpha-ketoglutarate dehydrogenase subunit 4
Biological process (GO): 2-oxoglutarate metabolic process
Cellular component (GO): oxoglutarate dehydrogenase complex
Molecular function (GO): oxoglutarate dehydrogenase (succinyl-transferring) activity
Source: RefSeq, a predicted model, not a curated record